Dentiscutata heterogama is the source of this 843-nucleotide messenger RNA. The record is from the annotation of a GenBank genome assembly. Lineage: Eukaryota; Fungi; Glomeromycota; Glomeromycetes; Diversisporales; Gigasporaceae.
AUGGUGAAAAAAAACCCCCGUAAAGAGCUCAGUCAAGAUCAACGAAGCCGUAUUAUCAGCGCUUACCUGUGUGGUUUUAGACCACUUCAUAUUGCCCAAGCUCUUGGUUUCCCGAAGUCAACGGUGUAUGACACUGUUAAUCGGUACGACGAAACAGGCUCAGAACACCCAAACAAACGCCCUGGUCGCCAGGAAGUACUUUCUGAGCAUGAUAAACGUGCUUUAGUCCGUAUUGCAAAUAAUAAUCAUAAAGCACCAUUGGCCGUCAUUACAAAUGAACUGAAUCUUCAGCUUGGGACGACACUUACCACCAGAACCACCCGAAAUGAUGAGUCAAGGUUUUGCCUUUACAAAUCGGACGGUCGUGAAAGAGCUUGGCGCCGAGUUAGUGACAAAUAUCAUAAAGAUUGUAUAAAUACAACUGUGAAGUUUGGUGGUGGUUCCGUGAUAUGGUUACAUCGAUGUACUUGCAAAACAUUUUGUUCCCUGGGCAAAUCUUUAUUAGAACAAUAUCCGGAUGAAAUAAAUUUAGUAUUUCAACAAGAUUUAGCUCGUGUUCAUACAUCGACUUAUUCAGAAUGGUGGAUAAAAUCUCAUGGUUUCGAUAUAUUAGAUUGGGCACCGUAUAGUCCUGAUUUGAAUCCGAUCGAAAAUCUUUGGGAACGUGUUGAUUCGGCGCUACGUAAUAGAAGGCCAGCACCUGAAACUCAAGAAGAAUUGGUUAAGUGUAUAAAAGAAGAAUGGAAUAAAAUACAAAUUGUGUAUAUUCAUUCGCUUAUCUGUAGUAUGUCGGCUCGUGUGAUGGCGAUAUAUAAAGCCAAGGGAUGGCAUUCGAAGUAUUAA